Molecule: messenger RNA, 2094 nt
Organism: Poecilia reticulata (guppy)
Lineage: Eukaryota; Metazoa; Chordata; Actinopteri; Cyprinodontiformes; Poeciliidae
Source: RefSeq, a predicted model, not a curated record
UUUCUAUAAUUACACUUGUCACUUUUCUAACCUCUAAUCAAAUUMCWMAUUUUUUGUCUUACUGCCUGUAAUAAUAGCUGGGGUAAAACAACAGGCUGUGGCUCAAAGAAUCUGAUUCUGAACUUAUUUGUUUAUUCAGAAAAUACCUUCUGAUAAUGUGUGAGAACAAUUAGGGMUAAUAUGUGUCAGUUGUGUUGCUCCUCUGCUGUCAUUCUUUAUUAGAGCACYGAUCACAUUAAACUUAGGCCUUCAGCUGAUUUUAGAAGAGAAAAACGACUAUUUUGUGAACGGAACCAAAAGAUUCAGGCACCAGUGACGUACCGCGUCCGCCAUUCCCUUGUUGCCAUGGUGACGACGUAGCGUUGCUGUUAGACGCUGACUUCGAACGGGAAAAACUUAUCAGGCUAAAUUAGCUGCUAUGUUUGUAUUGUUUGUAUUUCUGUGCAUUUUCCCUGCAAUUUAACCGAGAAGAGACGCAAGUGACUUCAAGAAAAGCUCAGCAGGAUGAAGAAGGUGUUGGAUUCUUUCAGGAACAGGAAGGUUUCGGCGUCAUCGAUCCUUUCCAGAAAGGAAAUAGCUUUGUUCAGAAACUCUCCGAAGCAGUUCAUGUGCGUGGAGAUGCUGCAGGACGGCUACCACAGGUCGUUUUCAGAGCUCUUCACUCUGCUGCGCACUGACGUGGAGCAGAGGGCCAACGCUCCGCCCAGAUCGCCCCGGCUGCAGGAGCCCCCACUGGCGGAUCAGCGGGAGAAACUGGAGACCAUCCGGCUGCACCUGUGCCGGGCAGAGAAAGCAGAACGGGACGGUGCCUGGACAGCCGUGUGUGAGGAGCGGCUGCAUUUGGGUCGCUACUUCACCCAUCCGAUGGACCUCUGGCUCAGCUUCCACUUCUACCACAGCUGCGCUGACAGAGUGUUCGGAGGCCGGUCCAAAUCCGCCACGGAGGCCAGAUUCCACCUGGCUGAGCUGUACCGGCAGCAAGGCGACCUGCUGGAGGCGAGGGACCACGCGGAGAGGGCCCUGAAGCAGGCGGAGGACGGAGGCUGGCUGGACCCGGAGGGCCGGCCGCUGAGGCUCUGGGGCUGCAGGGAGCUGGGGGAAAUCUACAGCCUGCUGGGCGAGGCUUACCUCGCAGCGCAGGACUACGACACGGCCACCAUGCUGCUGCAGCUGGGAUCCAAGAUGGCGAUCGAGGGCGGCGAUAAGUCGGUGGAGGCGGAGUCGUUCUUCAGGGAAGGGAUGGGGUUACAGAGUUCAGGAGAUCAUCAAGCAGCCAUGGAGCUCUUCAACAUCUGCGCAGAACUCUUUGGCUCUCUGCAAGACGUGAAAGGUUUGGUGAAGUCCUACAAGGCCAUAGCCAAGUCCUUAGAAAGCGAAGGAAACAUCGAGGAGUGUAUUAAAAUACUGGAGAAGGCAGCUGAUCUGUGCCAGAUCAGCGACCUGCAGGAGCUGCUGGCGGACAUCAGCCUGACUCUGGGCUGCAUCUACAGCGACGUGAAUCGGCCUCUGAAAUCGUGUGAAUACUUCCUGCAGAGUUACAAAGCUGCCUGCACCGCCAGAGAGGUGGUUCUGCAGCAUAAAGCCCAGGUGAAGCUGGGUCAUACAAGCGUGCACGCUCUGAUCAAGAGCUACAACUCUGAGAUGGAGACGCCCUCACUGACCUCUGUGAAACGGCUGGUGGACUGGAAGGAGACCAGAGGUCACCAGGACUUCUGCUGAGGGUUCAGAAAUUAACAUUCAGCAGCUGGUUGUUCCGAAGGAGAAAAACAAGCAAAAACAUAUAUUAUUAUUAUUAUUAUUGUUAUUUGUCUCUCUCUACAUAUUGCCAACCACUUAUCUUGUUCAAGAAAUAAUAAAUUAACAGAAUGGCAAGAUCUCACAUCUGAAAAUAAUUUAAAACUCUUUCAUUUCUACUGAGGCUAAUGAGAGUUAAAUUACCUGCAGUUAUUAAGAUGAUGUGAUCUAAUCAAUAUUCAGCUUAUUUAUAUUGAUUCAGUUUAUCUUUAUUAAAUUGUCUGGAAACUUUCUGGCUUUCAGUUUCAUCUCUAUGUGCCAGGUGUCAAUGGAACUACAAAAUAAAUGUUUAAACUUAAA